This is a messenger RNA of Musa acuminata AAA Group (dessert banana), 841 nucleotides long. RefSeq names its product ATP-dependent Clp protease adapter protein CLPS1, chloroplastic-like. The coding region runs from base 132 to 635 and encodes 167 amino acids. Lineage: Eukaryota; Viridiplantae; Streptophyta; Magnoliopsida; Zingiberales; Musaceae. The transcript is spliced from 3 exons. Gene Ontology annotation, biological process: proteolysis; protein catabolic process. The record is from RefSeq and is a predicted model, not a curated record.
GACGAGAGGAAGGGGGAUCUACAUGUUGCUGCCUCUCUACUGCCAGAGGUUGACUGUCGAUCGGUGAUCUUGGACUUUGAGCUCCUUCCUCGGGUUCCUGCGGCGCCAGAAGUAGUAGGGGAUCAGUGGGAAUGGCACCUUGGCCGCCCGGGAUCACCUGUUCCGGCGCGAGCUCCGUGUUCUUCUCCGUUCAUGUGAACCGCAGCAGCACUAGCUUUGGGGAUAAGCUGUCUCAACACAGAGGACCUUGUGCAAAUCGUGGCAUUCUUAUGGCAGUAUCAGUAAGUGGACCUGGAAAAGGAGGUGGUGGUUUGCUGGAAAGGCCAACCAUAGAAAAGACAACACCUGGCCGUGAAUCUGAGUUUGAUUUGAAGAAAUCGCGGAAGAUGGCCCCCCCUUAUCGAGUGAUCUUGCACAAUGACAACUACAACAAGCGCGAAUAUGUAGUCCAGGUGCUGAUGAAGGUUAUCCCAGGAAUGACCCUUGAUAAUGCUGUCAAUAUCAUGCAAGAGGCACACCACAAUGGCCUGGCAGUGGUAAUUAUAUGUUCUCAAAUAGAUGCCGAGGAACACUGUAUGCAGCUCAGGGGCAAUGGUCUUCACAGUUCAAUCGAGCCUGCAAGUGGUGGCUGCUGAAGCCAGUCCGACAUAUUAUCUCUCAACUAUUCUUGAAUCCUUCUAUUAUGGUUGGUUGUAGUACUCACACGGGGAGUAUGAAACAAUGAUCAAGGUGUAGAAGGAGAUGAUUCAGGCUGUAUAUAAAGAUUUCAUCACAAGGUCUUUAUACUAUCACCAGUUGAACAUAUCAAUAAUAUAAUUGGUGUCUCGUACCUAUCAAAAUA